Messenger RNA from Colletotrichum karsti, 1143 nucleotides. RefSeq lists its product as uncharacterized. Bases 1 to 1143 code for a protein of 380 amino acids. The transcript has a single exon. NCBI's taxonomy places the organism in Eukaryota, Fungi, Ascomycota, Sordariomycetes, Glomerellales, Glomerellaceae. The record is from RefSeq and is a predicted model, not a curated record.
AUGGAGUCUUCGUCGGCGCGUUCGGAUUCCGGCGAUAUGGUUCCUGAUCCAAACCUUUUCGAAAAUAAAUACGAGCGUCAAUUUUACAUCCGACGCGCCGCCCAAAACGCUGGAAAGAUCAUUCAUCUGCACUCUGACAUCUUUGAAGAACUUGGUGAAAUCAAUGAGCUUGCGCGCAACGUUGGUCUGAAGCUGCGCGACUUCAUCAGCAAAAGGGACGAUCACGGCGUUCUUCAUGAAGCAUGUCUGGGGGACGUGGAGCGGACCGACCUUCCAACUCUCGUCGCUUUUCGAAGCCAAUUUCCACCUACCGGUUUUGUCACUCUUCCGGCCGAUGUUAAGCACCACUUCGAGAACAGCAAACCUCGUGGCUAUUCCGAUUUCGACAGUUAUCUGGCAAACCGAAUCCGAAACCUGGCCAUAGACUACUACGAGGACACCACCAAUUUCAUUGACUACAAAGAGACCCCCAUUCGGUACUGGGGACAGGAGGUCCGUUUCGAGAAACAGACGAAUGUUGAUAGCCUCGAACGGUUCAUGCUGAAGCCCGACGAUCUGAUCGGUGGCCUCAGCAACAACCAGCAAAUUCCGCCUGAGCAUAUCAUCGAUGUAUCGAACAAGAAGACUUGCGAGCUUUUCCGCGCGCUCGCCAGCGGCACUAUCAAUACCUCCUGGUACAAAGAGAUAUCUUCGACGCACUCCGGCAUCCCGAUCGUCUCCGAGUCAGACCUCAUCGAUAUCCGCUGCCCCCUUUGCCCGCAUGACAAUCCAGUGUCGACUUUGGAGCAACUUCAACGACAUUGCUUCGUCAAAGCUCAUGACUUUCAAGACAUCAUCUGGCGCCUCGGACGACAAGGUCAAGUUUUGGUCGCCCGGAAUUCAUCCUCUUCGCAUAGUCUGCUGCCAACUUGCCCCGAGUGCGAACAGCUUGCGGAAACGUGGGAUGCGGUUUACUGGCACCACUCCAAGUUUCACUCCGGCGAUAUUUAUGAGUACUUGGAUGAAAUGGAUCACUUUGCGUACCUCGUGUGGGAGCUUUCGCGGGAGGAGGUAACGCUCUGCCCUGACUGCGGCGAAGAAUUUCUCACGCAGCUCGUCGCCAGUGAUCACGCAGAGAAACAUCACUCAGGAAAUAGCAAGUAG